Cyprinodon variegatus (sheepshead minnow) is the source of this 3660-nucleotide messenger RNA. RefSeq names its product F-box and leucine-rich repeat protein 19 (gene fbxl19). The record is from RefSeq and is a predicted model, not a curated record. Gene Ontology annotation, biological process: regulation of transcription by RNA polymerase II; protein demethylation. NCBI's taxonomy places the organism in Eukaryota, Metazoa, Chordata, Actinopteri, Cyprinodontiformes, Cyprinodontidae. The transcript has 11 exons. The coding region runs from base 877 to 2877 and encodes 666 amino acids. Gene Ontology annotation, molecular function: zinc ion binding; DNA binding; transcription coregulator activity.
CAGUUUGCUUGGAUUAAAGUGCCAAUGAUUUAAGAAUUUUUAAAUGUCCCAAAAUCGACUUCAAAUGUGACGUCAUCACGUAAAGGUGGGAUGCGCGCAGAGCUCCUGCCCAGAUUUUAUUUACUACAUUUUAUUCCCGCAUUUAUUUCAUUAUUUUUGUCGUUACGCUCCAAGAGUGAAGCGGCGCGCGGGUUCUGCUGCCACCCGCGUGACGUAAUCAAUGCGGGAUUUAGAGAAUGUCGCACAGGUGGCAAGCUAGCUGACAACUGCGACGAUCUAAAGCACGCGCGACGCGCACCGAGCAGCACGCGCCCCACACAAUAGUCAUGAGAACAAAAGCCGCGCGCCGCGCUUUAUCUGAUUCAUGUUAAUGCGCGAGGACUAUUUGUUUGGCGGAUGGUUACUCUGGGAUAGGGAAGGCAGUUCCUGGUGAGCGCGAGGCGUUAGCGUGUUUUUUGUGUUUGCUAAAGUCUCGCAGGAGGAAGAGGAGCAGAGCGGGGAGGACUCACUGCGGAGAAACAGAGAGAGAGAGGGGAGUGAAUGGGCACGACUCAGCCAGCUCCUCAGCGGCGCUGCGCCCUUCAUCCCAUCUACACCGAGCGAUCCCCGAACUGAGACGCUUCCACCCCCGCGCGGGUCCGUGGAGCUGGCCCCCCGGGCCCCGGAGCGGCGGAGCCAGCGUGAUGGGACAUAAGUGAGGCAGCAGCCUGGAUCGCAGAGCAGCUGCAGCAGCCCCGACGGAGGAACAAACAAGGAAGCGCUGAGCUGAAGCUAACGGCUAAUAGCCGAAGCUAACGGCUAACUGUUGGCUAACAUCGAUUCUAAUGAGCCAGCGAGGAGCAUGCGAGCUAGCAGGAAGAGCUGACUUGUUUGGGGAUGUCGGGCAGUAAGGCGCUGGGCGGGGGGGCUGGCAGCGGGGCGAGGCGCAGGCGGACCCGGUGCCGGCGCUGCCAGGCCUGCAUGAGGACGGAGUGUGGAGAGUGUCACUUCUGUAAGGACAUGAAGAAGUUUGGAGGGCCGGGGAGGAUGAAGCAGUCCUGCCUGCAGAGACAGUGCACAGCGCCCGUGUUGCCUCACACCGCCGUGUGCUUCGCCUGCGGCGAGGCGGGGAAGGAGGACACGGUGGACUCGGAGGAGGAGAAGUUCAGCCUCUGUCUGAUGGAGUGCACCAUCUGUAACGAGAUCAUCCACCCCAGCUGCCUCAAGAUGGGAAAAGCUGACGGAAUCAUCAACGAUGAGAUCCCCAACUGCUGGGAGUGUCCAAAGUGCCACAAGGAGGGGAAGACCAGUAAGGACCAGCAGGACGGGUCGGGCAAGAGGAGGCUGGAUAACGGGGAGGUGGGCCGCUGGAAGCUCACGGACGAGCCUCCUCCUAAAAAGAAAGCCCCUCCUCCACUGGAGGAGGCCGCCAGGGGGGAGGGGGGGCACAAGAGGAAGAAGGAGAAGGAGCAGCCUCUGGAGAGCGGUCCGAAGAAGAAGAUUAAAGGCGCGCACGAGAAACGCCUGAAAAAGCUCUCCUCCAACCUCAUCCCCCCCUCCGCUCUGCACGACGGCUUCACCAAGCAGCGCAGCAACGGGCAAGAGACCCGGAACGGGCGGACCCGGGGCGGGACGGGGGGCGGGGAGAAGGAGAACGCCAGCGGCAUUCUGACCAAUCAUAGACACGCCGCAGGGGGCGGGGCCAAAGGCAGCCGCGGCAACAAAAUCCGCAACAGCAAGAACCAGAACCAGAGGACCAGCGUCUCCUCUUCCUCCUCCUCCAUCCCCACCUCCAACGGGGGGGGCAUGGCGAGCAGCGGCCUGCUGAUGUCGGCCAUGGCGGCGUCGCCCUGCCAGCCUUCACGUCUCGCCCCGCGCUCUCAGAUGAUGAAGCGCAGCCCGCCGGCGGUGCCCUCGCCGCCCCGGCCCGUCCAGAUGGAGAGGCACCUGGUGCGGCCCCCUCCCGCCUGCCCGGAGCCCAGCUGCCUGCUGCUGGACUGCGGCUCCGCCCACAUCAUGACCCGGGACGCCUGGCUGCGGGUCUUCACCUACCUGAGCCAGAGGGAGCUGUGCGUCUGCAUGCGGGUCUGUCGGACCUGGAGCCGCUGGUGCUGCGACAAGAGGCUGUGGACGCAGAUGGACCUGAGCCGCCAGCGCUCCAUCACCCCCCCCAUGCUGAGCGGGAUCAUCCGCCGCCAGCCCGUCUCCCUCAACCUGGGCCACACCAACAUCUCCAAGAAGCAGCUGAUGUGGCUCAUCAACCGCCUGCCAGGUCUGCUGGAGCUGGACGUGUCCGGCUGUCCCUGGACAUCCGUCUCUGCUCUCUGCCAGGCCGUCUGUCCCUGCCUGAAGCUGCUGGACCUCAGCAGGGUGGAGGACCUGAAGGACUCCCACCUGAGGGAGCUGCUGGCCCCGCCCCCUGAGUCCCGGACAGCUCACAGCGAGAGCAGAGCGGGACGCUUCCAGAACAUGACAGAGCUGCGAUUGGCCGGUCUGGAUCUGACGGACGCGGCGUCCCGCCUCCUGGUGCGGCACACCCCCCACCUCACCCGCCUGGACCUGAGCCACUGCGUCAACAUCACGGACCAGACGGUGCGGAACCUCACCGUCUCCCCCCUGAGGGAGAGCCUCACCCACAUCAACCUGGCAGGCUGUGUGAAGCUGACGGAGCAGAGCGUCCAGCUGCUCCAGUGCUGCUCCGCCCUGCAGACCGUAGACCUGCGCUCCUGCUCCCUCCUCUCCGCCGAGUCUGGACAGCUGCUCUCCUUCCCCUUCCAUUCCGCCUCCUCCUCCUCUUCCUCCAACACCGCCUCCUCCUCCUCCUCAGCCCCCACCGCCGUCGCUGCUCUCUCCUCCUCCGCUGCUCCUGACGACAGAACGCUGCUGAAGAACAGCUAAGCCCUCUGGGUCAUGUGACAGCUGCUGUGCUCAGCCUCUAAGCCCCGCCUCCGUCCUCGUUACACUACAGACCAGCGAGGAAGAGGAGGAUGAGGAUGAGGAGGGUACUUGGUGAAGGUGAAUCGUAACCCUGAGCAUGUACAUAUUUCUGGGUGUUUGUAUAUAUCUGUAGUUUACUGUAAAUGACCUUUGACCUCCCAACACUCCGCCCCCCUCCCUCCUGCGACCAAUCACGGCGGCCCGUUCAUCAGACCCCUCCCCCCCCCGAACCAGGACCCGGAAGCAGGUUCUGCUCCUGCUGCUGUAAGAUCAGAACCUGUGAUGAGUCCGGUUGGACGUUUACUUCCUGUUUAAACUGAGCCUCAUCAGAACCCCCCUCCCCCACUUGUUUCUCAGGUUUUUUUGUUUUGUUUUGUUUAAUUCGUUGGGCGGCGCCGCAGCACUUCCCGUCUGAUCCAAUCCCACCGGUUCUGGUCCGCCUCUGACCACCCUGGUUCUGAGUUGUGGGUCGGUUCUGGAGGAGACCCAGAUCUGGUUUAUGUUCUGGUUGGGAUGACUUCUGAUGAGGCAGAUUGGGUCGGAGCGGUACCGGGUGGAGCCACACCCCCUGGCGCCUCCUCAGCUGGUUCUGAUCAGUGUUUCUCCCGACAGCUGGUUGGUUCUGAACGGGUUCUUCAGAUUUGGACCCAGUUUCAUAAUCUGGGUGGGUUCCUGGUUCUUACCUCUAGCAGAACGUUUAGACCCGAUUGGAUCCAGGAUUUGUAAAAUGAAACCGACCCGUUU